Molecule: messenger RNA, 2350 nt
Organism: Magnolia sinica
Lineage: Eukaryota; Viridiplantae; Streptophyta; Magnoliopsida; Magnoliales; Magnoliaceae
Product: exocyst complex component EXO70H1-like
Exons: 1
Coding region: 165-2165 (666 amino acids)
Biological process (GO): exocytosis
Cellular component (GO): exocyst
Molecular function (GO): phosphatidylinositol-4,5-bisphosphate binding
Source: RefSeq, a predicted model, not a curated record
CACACCUCUCUCUCUCCCCACAACACCAGAGCCACAGCAAUAUCAUCUCUUCCACAUCUCAAUCCAACAAAAUCAUAUAAAACCACCCAAACACACCCACAAAAAAUUCCAUUCCCAAAAGAAAAUCUCAAUUCUACCCUCACCAAUCUCAUCAAAUCACACUCAUGCCGAGGAAAGGAAUGAGGAGUCUCUUCUUCUCCCACCAUUCCUCAAAAUCUCCUUCCUCUUCCAUCCCCUCCUCUCCUUCACAUACUCGGCCCUCCUCCCCUUCUUACUCCCAUACACGGGCCUCUUCCCCAUCCCCUUCUUACUCCCAUACACGGCCCUCUUCCCCAUCCCCAUCUUACUCACAUAGUCGUCCCUCCUCCCCAUAUUACUCCCAUACUCGACCCUCCUCCCCUCUCCACCCCACCUUCUCAGAAUCGAUAAUGGAAGAAAACAUCGCCACCGCUGAAGCCAUCAUCACCAAGUGGGACCCAGAGUCAUCUUCCUACUCUAAAAUCACAUCCCUUUUCUACGAAAACCGCCUCGAAGCGUUAGAAUUCCUACGAUCAGUACGAGGCCUCCAACGAUCCAUGCAUUUCUAUGUGAACCAAAAAUCCAUCUCUCCGAAGCUUGUCCAUGCUCAGAAUCUCAUGCAGACCGCCAUGAAACGCCUCGAGAAGGAAUUCUAUCAGAUCCUGGCCGCUAAUCGUGAACAGCUGGACCCAGAAUCAGUAUCCAGCCGUAGCUCAACGGCAACAAGGUCAACAGUUUCAGAUUACGAAGAUGAUGUGGGAUCUGAGGAUGAGAUCCAGAUUGCUGGGAACUCAAUCCAGGAAGUCGAACAUGAAGCUUCUAUCGCCAUGUCAGACCUCCGUGCCAUCGCCGAAUGCAUGAUCUCAACUGGGUAUGGCAAGGAAUGCGUGAAGAUUUACAAAAUCAUUAGAAAAUCAAUCAUCGAUGAAGGAAUCUAUCGGCUCGGGUUUGAACGGAUGAGUUCAAACCAUAUCCAGAAAAUGGACUGGGAAGCCUUAGAACACAAGAUCAAGAACUGGGUCAACACGACUAAGAUCACCAUUAAAACUCUCUUCUAUGGCGAACGGAUCCUAUGCGAUCGUGUCUUCGCAGCCUCAAACACAAUCAAGGAAUCCUGCUUUGCUGAGAUCGCCAAAGAGGCUGCAACCCACCUCUUCGCAUUCCCAGAAGCAAUUGCAAAAUGCAAGAAAUCACCAGAGAGGAUGUUCCGAUUCUUGGAUCUCUACAACACGAUAUCUGAACUGUGGCCUGAGAUAGAAUCCAUCUUCUCUUAUGAAUCGACAUCCACCGUCCGAACACAGGCCAUCAACUCUCUAAUAAAACUCAGCGAUGGAAUCCGAACCAUGUUAGCCGAUUUCGAAUCAGCAAUACAAAAGGAUACGAAAAGAUCGCCAGUUCCAGGUGGCGGACUCCACCCGUUGACACGUUAUGUGAUGAAUUAUGUAGGAUUCCUCAGCGACUACAGCGAAAUCCUCGGUGAUAUCUUCGCCGACUAUCCAUUCCAAGUGCAGAGUCCGUUACCAGAGACAUUGCUUGAAAAUUCACCAACAGCGGAGAAUCCGCUGUCGGCGAUCUCCACCCGCCUUGAAUGGCUGAUCUUGGUUCUCCUUUGCAAGCUCGACGGAAAAGCCGAGCUCUACAAAGACGUUGGAUUGUCGUAUCUCUUCCUUGCAAACAAUCUACAGUAUGUAACAUCGAAGGUACGCGGCUGUGAUCUACAGUUCAUACUCGGUGAUGAGUGGAUUUCCAAGCAUGAGUUUAAAGUCCAUCAGUACGUGGCGAAUUACGAGCGGAUGGCGUGGAGUAAGGUGGGGUCCACAUUGCCGGCGAAUCCGACGGCUGAGAUGGAACCCCAGAUGGUGAAAGAGCGGUUCCGGGAGUUCAAUUCGGCCUUCGAAGCUGCAUGCCGGGUCCAGUCUGGGUGGGUCGUGCCGGACGAGAAAUUAAGGGAGGAGAUUAAAAGAUCGGUGGGCCAGAUGAUUGUGCCGGUUUAUAGAGCGUUUUAUGGAAAGUAUCGGUUUUUGCUGAGAGGUGAGAGUAGCAAUUUGGCGAGAUUUGCACCGGAAGAUUUGGACAAUCAUAUAUCGAAUUUGUUUUAUGGGAAUGGAGUUUCGGGUUCUGUGUCGGUAUCGGUUUUGUCGCGGUGAGAGGUACUUUUAUACCGUUUUGUAUACGUGUAUGUAUUUUAUGUAGACUUGUAUGAUAAAUACACGGAAGGUCGGCGAUUCCAGAGAAGGAAUUGGCGAUGUGAAAUGUAAGAGUCGGCCAGGUUUUGUGGAGUUUGGUGGGAUGAAUCGAAAAUUCAAUUAUAUUUAUUUCUUUGUUUAUUGAA